UAUGAAAUUAAACAUUAUGAGUAGUGAAGCAAAAGUCUUUGAAACUGGUGAAUAUUAAAAUGAUUUUGGAAUUGGAAAAUGGAAUUAUAAUUGUGAAGAUGUGAAGAUGUACAUAUUGUUAAAAUUGUUUAGUGGUGAUGGUUUAUACAAUAAAGGUGUUAAAAUUAAGGUAAAUGGAUCGAACUAGAUGAAUGUUAUUAUAGUAAUAAAAAGGUCAUUUAUAAUGACGGAUAUAAUAUAAAAGGUAGGAAGGUAGGUUUAAGGGAUAUUUUGUAUGAUAGAGACGGACAAUUAAAAUAAGUGGAAAAAUAAUAAAAUUAUAAGUGAAAUUGUAUAUAUAGUGGUGGUGGAUCAUAUAAUUAAGAAGGAAAUUAGAAAAAAGUUGGAAAUUGGGUAGAAUUAUAUGAAAGGUUUUCUAUUUAGAAAUAAGUCAGUUAUAAUGGCGAAUAUAAUUUAAAUAGUAUGAAGAUAGGUAGAUGGGAU
Molecule: messenger RNA, 483 nt
Organism: Paramecium sonneborni
Lineage: Eukaryota; Ciliophora; Oligohymenophorea; Peniculida; Parameciidae
Source: the annotation of a GenBank genome assembly